This is a messenger RNA of Adineta steineri, 3498 nucleotides long. NCBI's taxonomy places the organism in Eukaryota, Metazoa, Rotifera, Eurotatoria, Adinetida, Adinetidae. The record is from the annotation of a GenBank genome assembly.
AUGUAUAGAUAUCGUAGAAAUGUUAGUGUUCAUUUAUCUUUUUUUAUUCGACAACAAUUUUGGCCUAUAUUUAUUCCAUCGAUAGCUAUUUUGUUUCUUACAUAUUGCCCACAAUUAUCUCAAUCAAUUCAAAUAAAUACUAGUGAUUAUAAUCAACAUAUUGAAAAUUCUGAUAGAACAGUAGCAAAACUUGGUUCACGUGACAUUAUAUUAACAACAACAGUAUCACCUAUACCACUUUCGAUACCUUUAGCAUCGUCAGCACCAUCGACUUCAGGUUUUGAUGACUCAAUUCAUACUUUAUAUGUAAUAUCUUUGGAUGGCAAAAUCACUGCACUUAAUGCUCAUGAAAAUGGUCGUCAAAUUUGGACAGCUGAUAUUGGUGCACCAUUAGUUGAAUCAAGUUUAAGUAAAAUUGAAAUACCUCGUGAUUCACGAUCAGUUCGUCUUAUUCCAUCACUUAUUGGUGGUCUUUAUGAAAAAUAUGAAGAAGAUGGACAUAUUGAACCUUUACCAUUGGAUGCUGAUGCGUUACUUGAUGCAUCAUUUAAACUUCAUGAUGAAUUAGUUAUAAAUGGUGGAAAACAUAUCGAUACACUUGGUCUUGAUUUACAAACAGGACAAAUACUUUAUUCAUUUUUAAAAGAUGAUUCAAAAGAACAGAAUACUCUAAAUAGUAAUCGAACAACAACAUCUACAGAUAAUAAUGAUCAUAAAUCAACAUUAGUUAUUAAACGAAUAACACAAACUGUAAAAGCACGAAGUGCUCGAAAUGGAUAUGAAAAAUGGAAUUUCAGUGUUUCAAAUAAUGAAUUACUUUAUUUACGUGCUCAAUCGGCUCCUGUUGUUUUUGGACAAGUUGAUAUUCACAGUAACCCUGAAACAACAUUUUCCGGUUAUUUUCAAUAUCAAUUACAAACUGGUGUUGUAUUAGCAUUUGAUAAAACAGGUCAUUCAAUUUGGUCGUCAGCAAUCAAUGCACCAAUUGCUGCUGUAUGGGAAUUAAAAAAUGGUGAAUUAAAAGAAAAAUCUUUAUUUGAUACAACAAUAGAAACAAAUGAUCUGCCAAAAGAUAUAAAUUUAGAAGAAGAAGAUCUGCCUCCACCACCUCUAUCACGUCGUUUAGCAUUUAUCGGAGAAUUUAAUUCAACACCAUAUGUAAUUGUAUCACCGAAAGUUCAAAAAGAAUUGAUUUAUGACGCUAAAAGAAAAAAUGUUCCUGGAUCAAUUGGUCAUAGAGGAGGACCCGUUUUAUCUUCUUGGCAUAAAGCUUAUCAAAAACGUACAUUAUCAAUUGGUUCUGAAAUAACUGAAGAGAAUUAUCAACGAACUAUUGGUAUGCCAGCAUCGGAAAAUAAUUAUCCAUUAGCUUUACGACCUGACCCUACGGGACAUCAUCAACCGCAUGCAUCUGCAGCAUCUGUUGUUGAAACAUGUGAUACAGCUGGUUAUUUGGAAUUAAUUCCUUAUCCAGCUGAUUAUCUUAUUGAGGAAGAAAAUAAUAAAAAUAAUUUAAUAAAUAAUUUAAAUACUCAUUCAAAUAUGAAUCUGUCAGGAAAUCCAGUAGCAAUUUCAACUGUUGUAUUUGGUGCUUUGAUUAUUAUGUUUUAUUGGUACUAUAAACAUAAGCAAACAAAAAUUUUACGUCAACAAUCUCUGUUGAUGUCACAAAGUAGUACUAGUUUAUCAAUGACGCCACCAUCAACACCAGAAUAUCAUCAAUUAGAACAACCAUUAACAGCAACAACACCACCGUUUCAAUCAAGAUAUACACUUGAAUAUGAACAUGUUCGAUUUCUUGGUCGUGGUGGAUUUGGUGUUGUAUUUGAAGCAAUUAAUAAACUAGAUGAAAGACGUGUUGCAAUUAAACGUGUAUCACUGAAAAAAGCAUCUGGAAAAGAACGUGCAUUAAAAGAAAUUCGAUAUUUAGCUGUUUUAAAUCAUCCAAAUUUAAUUCAGUAUUAUUAUGCUUGGAAUGAAAGUCCACCCAUUGGAUGGCAAGAAGAAGAAGAUAAAACAUUAUUAGUCAGAAAUAGUACUAAUAAUAGAGAUUCAAUAAGCACAUUUCCAACAUCAGCAGCAUCAGGAAAUGAUAGUGAAUCUAUAAAUCAAGGUAGAUCUCCUAGACAAUCGUCUGUCUCAGCUGUAUAUGCAAUGAAACCUUCCACUACUACCUCUCCACCGCCAUUAUUCGAAAUAACAUUUGAUCGUUCUUCAAAUCCACUUCGUAUUGAUGAAGAUUUCUCUGCUAAUAGUAUUAAUAAUAAUAAUAAUGAUAAAUCUGAAAUAAGUUCAACUACAUCAUCAUCAUCAUUAACAACAUCAUCAUCUGAUGAAAAAACUAAUCAUUUAGAUGCAAAUAAUAAUAAUAAAUCUAAAAAACCAAUUCGUUUAUCAGUAACAAAAAGUUCGUUCUCAUCUUCAUCUCCAUUUUUUGAUCAUUCAUCUGAUUCAUCAUUAUUAUUAUCACAUGAUGAACAUCUACCAAAUAAAGAUAAUACAGAAAGUGAUGAUGGAAUUGUAUUUUUACAUGAUGCUAAACGUUCACCAUCGUCAUCAUCAUUAAUUCCAAUUCAAACAACGAAAUCUUUAACUGAAAAACCAAAAAUAAUUAUGAAUGAAAAGGAUACUCCAAUAACUUUUUUUUAUUUUGUUAUGGAAUUAUGUCAACCUGAAUCAUUACGUGAUCGAUUAAUACAACGAAGUAUUGAUCGACCUCAAGCAUGGUCAAUUUUUGAUCAAAUUAUUAAGGGUAUUGAAUAUAUACAUUCACAAAAAUUGAUUCAUCGUGAUUUAAAACCAUCCAAUAUUCUUUUCUCAUUGGAUAAUACAGUGAAAAUAGGUGACUUCGGACUUGUAUCUGCUUUUGGUGAAGAUAAAUUGGCUAAAAAGAAAAAACGUGAUGAUGAAAAAAUUGAUUCAAUACCACCAAUUGAAACAAUAUCAUCAACAACAGAUGGUGGUGGUAAUAAUGAACUUGGUGGUACAAUACUUUAUAUGAGUCCAGAACAGAUGCAUCGUGAACCAUACAAUCAAAAAGUUGAUAUCUAUGCCAUGGGUAUUAUACUAUUUGAACUUGUUUAUCCAUUUUCUACACAAAUGGAACGUAUGCAAGCAAUAGCAAAUGUUCGUCUUGAGAACCCAGUAUUUCCCAUUGAUUUCGAACAUGAUCCUAGUAAUCGUAAUCGUAAUCAAUUAAUUUGUCGUUUAAUCCGUUGGUUAUUAUCAUAUUCUCCACAUAAACGUCCACGAGCAAGUGAAUUACGUCAAGAUACAUUUUAUCAAACAAUGUUACAACUUGAAAUACCACAUUUAUUGUCUCCUGAUAAUCGUCAACACAAUCAAACGAUUGUUAAUGGACAAGAUCAAACACCUGUAUGUCAACAGCAACAACGUGGUCGAUUAUCAUCAUCAUCACCAUUUCGUCGAACUAUGUCAUCAUCAGCUUUACAAUCUUUUAGAGAAUCCGAAUCAGGAGAUAUGGAAUGUGCAUCAUAG